Messenger RNA from Exophiala xenobiotica, 1917 nucleotides. RefSeq lists its product as uncharacterized. The record is from RefSeq and is a predicted model, not a curated record. Bases 1 to 1917 code for a protein of 638 amino acids. Gene Ontology annotation, cellular component: U2AF complex; U2-type prespliceosome; commitment complex. The transcript has 6 exons. Gene Ontology annotation, molecular function: poly-pyrimidine tract binding; pre-mRNA 3'-splice site binding. Gene Ontology annotation, biological process: mRNA processing. NCBI's taxonomy places the organism in Eukaryota, Fungi, Ascomycota, Eurotiomycetes, Chaetothyriales, Herpotrichiellaceae.
AUGGCCAGCCCGCCAAGAGACUGGAGAUCCAAAGUUCGAAAGGUCUCCUAUGGCUGGUGUUGGGUGCACCCGGAGUCUUGUACAGUAGCUACUGCAAUUGAAAGCACUUUGAGAUCUUUGCUACAACCAAUCCGCACUGGGACAGGACACCUCACGCGGCAGAGUCUGAAAUUCUACCUCUCCUUGCCAUCGUUCCUUGUUCCUUGUCGUGCAGCGAAGAAAAGUGCCAAAUUUCCAGCCCGAGUUUCCGCAAUGAACGGCGACAACUACUCCUCGCGAGAUGCGGGACGCUCGAGGGAUCAGCAUGGUUCGAGGUACGAUCGAGACGACCGAAGAGACCGCGACCGUGACAGGAAUCGAGAUAGAGGCGACAGAAGACGCUCACGAUCCCCACACCAUCGAUCAUCACGACGCGAUCACGAUAACUCGUACUCUUCCAGUCGAGACUACCGCGCCCGAGAGAGAGAAGAUCGAUAUGGUUCAAGACGUGAUGAUCGUGAAUGGGACAGAGACAGGGGCCCAAGGCGCCGCGAUGACGACCGACGGAGAGACCGUGACCUCUUUGAUGACAGAAGAGGUGGUGGUGGCGGUGGGCGGGAUCGAGAUCGCGGUGGUCGAGAAGACCGCGAUGAAUUCGCCGCACAAGCGCAAGGCCGGAAGAACAGUCCUCCUCCAAAGAAACGAGAGCCGACACCAGAUCUGACGGACGUCGUACCGAUAACAGAGCGUAAGAGGAGAAUGACACAAUGGGACAUCAAGCCUCCAGGCUAUGAAAAUGUCACGGCUGAACAAGCCAAAAUGUCAGGAAUGUUCCCUCUACCGGGCGCACCUCGCCAGCAGCAGAUGGAUCCUAGCAGACUACAGGCUUUCAUGAACCAGCCAGCAAGUGCCGCAGCCACCACCGCAUUGAAACCUUUGAAUGCAAGACAGUCGAAGCGACUGUUUGUUCAUAACCUACCCGCGUCUGUCACGGAAGACGGCCUCCUACAAUUCUUCAACCUGCAGCUCAAUGGCCUGAACGUCACCAAGGCCAGCGACCCCUGCGUACAAGCCAAUAUUGCCGAAGAUCGAAGUUUCGCACUCGUGGAGUUCAAAUCACCGUCAGAUGCGACAGUGGCUCUGGCUAUGGACGGCAUCACCAUGGAAGAACACCACACCGAAAUGAACGGCAAUGGCACUGGAGCACCGAAAGGUCUGGAAAUUCGGAGGCCGAAAGACUAUAUUGUGCCUUCAGCAGAUGAGGAUGCGUAUACCGAGGGCGAGAUAUCCACAGAAGUGCCCGACACUGCCAACAAAUUGUCUAUCACCAACCUGCCGCCGUUCCUGACGGACGACCAGGUUCUUGAGCUGCUAAAGGCAUUUGGAGAGCUGAAAGCGUUCGUAUUGGUUAGAGACGCAGAUGCUCCAGAGUCAAGGGGUAUAGCAUUCUGCGAAUACGUCGACCCUGCCGUCACUGCCGUGGCCAUCGAAGGUCUAAAUGGCAUGGAUUUGGCAGGUAGCGCUAUCAAAGUCACCCGAGCCAGUAUCGGCUUCACUCAGGGCGCCGGUCUGGAGAUGGGCGUCAACGCCAUGUCCAUGUUUGCUGGCACUACUUCUGAUGCCUUUGAGGAAGGGCGCGUCCUUCAGUUGCUCAACAUGGUAACGGCCGAGGAACUUAUAGACAACGACGAUUAUGAAGAAAUCUGCGAAGAUGUCAUGGAGGAAUGCUCCAAGUAUGGCAAGAUCGUGGCCAUGAAGAUCCCACGUCCUUCAGGCGGCAGCAGACAGUCUGCUGGCGUGGGCAAGAUUUUCAUCAAAUACGAAGACUCGGAGUCGGCGAAGAAGGCGCUGCAGGCUCUGGCGGGCAGAAAGUUUGCUGAUAGGACCGUUGUCACUACUUACUUUGAUGAGGCCAGCUUUGAUGUCAGCGCCUGGUGA